Odobenus rosmarus divergens (Pacific walrus) is the source of this 1029-nucleotide messenger RNA. It is a transcript of the gene SPON2, whose product is annotated as spondin 2, extracellular matrix protein. The coding region runs from base 4 to 1008 and encodes 334 amino acids. The transcript has 5 exons. Gene Ontology annotation, biological process: cell adhesion. Lineage: Eukaryota; Metazoa; Chordata; Mammalia; Carnivora; Odobenidae. Gene Ontology annotation, cellular component: extracellular matrix. The record is from RefSeq and is a predicted model, not a curated record.
GUCAUGGGAGCCCCAAGUCACACCACCACCUGGGCCAGGGCCCUCUGGGCCCUCCUCCUGACCACACUUGGCUCUGUGGCCAGCCAGCCGCUGGGGGGAGAGUCUGUCUGCACGGACCGGCCGCUGGCCAAGUACAGCAUCACCUUCACGGGCAAGUGGAGCCAGACAGCCUUCCCCAAGCAGUACCCCCUGUUCCGGCCCCCUGCACAGUGGUCCUCCCUGCUGGGGGCAGCGCACAGCUCCGACUACAGCUUGUGGAGGAAGAACCAGUACGUCAGCGACGGGCUCAGGGACUUUGCUGAGCGGGGCGAGGCCUGGGCCCUGAUGCGGGAGAUGCAGGCGGCCGGGGAGAAGCUGCAGAGCGUGCACGAGGUGUUCUCGGCGCCCGCCGUGCCCAGCGGCACCGGGCAGACGUCCGCGGAGCUGGAGGUCCACUCGCGGCACUCGCUGGUGUCCUUUGUGGUCCGCAUCGUCCCCAGCCCGGACUGGUUUGUGGGCGUGGACAGCCUGGACCUGUGCGAUGGGGACCGCUGGAGGGAGCAGGUUGCUGUGGACCUUUACCCUUACGACGCCGGGACCGACAGCGGCUUUACCUUCUCCUCCCCCAACUUCGCGACCAUCCCGCAGGACACGGUGACGGAGAUAACUUCCUCCUCUCCCAGCCACCCCGCAAACUCCUUCUACUACCCCCGGCUGAAGUCCCUGCCCCCCAUCGCCAGAGUGACCCUGGUGCGACUCCAGCAGAACCCCAGGGCCUUCGUCCUGCCCGCCCCAGGCCCCGCGGGCGCCGGCGGGGGCAAUGAGAUCAUGGACAGCCUCUCAGUUCCAGAAACUCCGCUGGAUUGUGAGGUCUCUCUGUGGUCGUCCUGGGGGCUGUGUGCAGGUCCAUGCGGGAAGCUGGGAGCGAAGAGCAGGACUCGCUAUGUCCGCGUGCAGCCUGCCAACCACGGGGCACCCUGCCCGGAGCUCGAAGAGGAGGCCGAGUGCGUCCCUGACAACUGCGUCUGAGACCAGAGCCCUGCAGGCCCU